Messenger RNA from Clonostachys rhizophaga, 2994 nucleotides. The record is from the annotation of a GenBank genome assembly. Lineage: Eukaryota; Fungi; Ascomycota; Sordariomycetes; Hypocreales; Bionectriaceae.
AUGCUCUCACCAAAGGAUCUGCAACUCAUUCGUUCCUUCGAAAAUGGGGAGUCCACUUCCUGUCCAUUCUCUACAGUCACUUCUGCAUUCUACCACCAUGCUUUCUCACAACCAGCCGCGAUCGCACUCCGCGACAUGUCCUCGCCCCAACCCAAGGAGUUAACGUACUAUGAUCUAGCUCGCCAAGCACAGAACUUGGCUCUUAAGCUGCGCCGUCUUGGCGUUGGCCCGGGACAAAGGGUGCCACUUCUGGUCAAGCGAGGCAUUGACAUGAUCAUUGGCAUAUGGGCUGUCCUGUCAUGUGGCGCCCAGUAUGUGCCACUUGAUGGCGGCGUUGUCCCGGACUCGACGAUCCGUGUGGUGACUGAACAAUCAGGAGGGAUCGUCAUCCUGUGUGUUAACUCAACCGAGCACCGCCUCCGAGAGUUGAGACGGCAACAGCCUCUCGUCCCCAUACUCAUCGACGAGCUGUGCCAGCACCGUGACAACUAUGAACCACAGGAAAAGCUGUUGGACCUCGCAACAGAUGACUUAGGUUGCUAUGUCAUCUAUACUUCCGGUACAACAGGCAAGCCGAAAGGAGUGGAUGUAACCCACAGGAAUGUGGCCAAUUUAGUGUGCCAGGCACCUGGAAACCUAUCUAUACGGCCGGGGAUUAUUGUCGGGAGCACCCUCAAUAUAAGUUUUGACAUGGCUGCAUGGGAGAUCUUUGCUUGUCUCUGCAAUGGAGGUACCCUUGUUAUGCGCGGUCCCCAAUGGGAGCCGACCUUACGACAGAUCAAUGUCCUUAUUUGCACGCCCACCAUUUUGUCUCGAUACCACCCAGAGGCGUACCCGCAAAUCAAAGUGGUUGCUACGGCUGGCGAGCCAUCUUCCCAACAACUUGCAGAUCUGUGGGCAGCACACACCACAUACUGGAACUGCUGUGGCCCAACAGAGACUACCAUCGUCAAUACCAUGUCCAAGCAUGUCGUUGGAGAGCCCCUUUCAAUCGGAAAGCCCACGCCAAAUAACACCGUUUAUAUUUUAGAUUCCCAGCUGAGACGAGUGGACAUUGGCUCCGCAGGUUCCAUGUGGGCAGGUGGUGAUGGUGUCUCGCGUGGAUAUGUCGGUCUUGAGUCUAAGACAAGAGAGAACUACAUCACCGAUGUCUAUUCCAAGGAUGGCUCCAAAAUGUACAAGACUGGUGAUCUUGGUUAUUGGAGACCAGAUGGUAAUAUUGAAAUCUUGGGUCGCGCCGAUGAUCAAGUCAAGGUCAAGGGAUUUCGAGUUGAACUCGAUGGCAUCUCAGCCACCUUGGCGUCAUUUCCGGGCGUUAUUCGUGCGACCGUUCUGAUUAUUGACGGGGAAAUCCACGGAUUCGUUUCCCCCGCUCACCACAAUAUUCCGGAUGUCUUGUCUCAUACAAAGAAGUCACAGCCUUAUUAUGCUGUACCACAGAAGAUCCAUGCGUUGGCUCAAUUGCCCCUGACUGCAAAUGGGAAGAUUGACAAGCGGGCGCUCCGGGUCAUAGCCACAACUCAAGUUACCAACUUGCAGCCCGUGCCACCACCCGCUGUUCGUGAAAAGAUAAACGUUGAUCUAGAGGCUGCCAUGGAAACCCGCUCACUGGCAUCCUUCACAACUUGUACAUCUUCGGCGACAUGUUAUACUCAAGACGAGAAGUGCGAUCUCAGCCGCGAGCUUCCAAACAAGAAGCAGGGCCGACUGAUCCAAGGUUUACGCCACAAGAUAUUCAUCAUAUACCGAACCCUUCUCAGCAUUGUUUGGUUCCUGAAUGUUGGGGUUUUGAUCGCUCUUGUUGUAGCACAAAGUGACUCUGAGUGGCUUGGCAUCAUGGCAGCCGCAAACUUGGUCACUUGUGUCAUGAUUCGACAAGACUUGGUUAUCAACCUCCUUUAUACCCUGACUUGCUCCAUACCCAAAAACGCCCCCCUUUGGAUACGAUCGCGGUGUGCUGAAAUUUACCACCUGGGUGGCAUACACUCAGGAGCUGGAAUAUGUGCUACUGUGUGGCUAUUUGUUUCCACUGUUCAGUACACCUUGGAUCACCUCACCGAAGGCGGGUCUCUGCGUGAGAUGAACCCUAACUCCUUGGCAGUCUUGGUCCUCUCGUGGAUGCUCUGCUUCCUUUGUCUGAUUUUGGUGGCCUUUGCCUGGCCCGCCUUCCGAAAGCUUUACCAUAACCAAUUUGAGCGUAUCCACAGAUUCGUAGGAUGGCUCACCUUGGUACUGUUUUGGAUCCGUACCGUACUGUAUAUUUACGGCAGAAGAGCUAACGAUAUUGGCCUCGCCUUUGUUCAAAAUCCCAUUUUCUGGAUGCUGAUCGUGGUAACCCUCUGCGUUGCCUCCUCCUGGCUCUACCUUCGGCGCGUGCCAGUUGAAUCGGAGGUCUUGUCCGACCAUGCUAUCCGCUUGCAUUUUUCUUAUACAACUCCCACUAACGGGACCUUUACUCGAAUUUCCCAGCGUCCUCUUCUCGAAUGGCAUUCCUUCGCAACGAUACCCAAACCAAAGCCCUCUGGAAAGGGCUACUCGCUCAUUGUUUCCAACGCUGGCGAUUGGACUCGCAACUGUAUAAAGAAUCCGCCCACAGAACUGUGGGUGCGUGGUAUGCCCACCUGUGGGGUGAUGCGCAUUACUACACUUUUUAACCGGGUUGUCUUGAUUGCAACCGGGUCAGGAAUUGGCCCGGUUCUAGGGCACAUCAACAACCCAACUUGUGCCUCGCAGCUGAUCUGGUCUACACCCCAUCCAGAAGCCAAGUUUGGCAAGGAAAUCAUUGGCAACAUCCGUCGCAGCAUCCCUGAUGCCGUCAUUCAUGACACCCGAAAACAAGGAAGACCAGACCUUGUCCGCAUGGGGUACAACAUGGCCCGAGGUUUCGGUGCUGAGGCUGUAAUUAUCAUUGCCAAUGAAAAGAUCACCAAGAAGGUGGUAUAUGGCCUACAGACUCGGGGCAUCCCGGCGUACGGAGCUAUCUGGGAUAGCUGA